Cyanistes caeruleus (blue tit) is the source of this 5416-nucleotide messenger RNA. RefSeq names its product solute carrier family 2, facilitated glucose transporter member 11-like. Gene Ontology annotation, biological process: dehydroascorbic acid transport. NCBI's taxonomy places the organism in Eukaryota, Metazoa, Chordata, Aves, Passeriformes, Paridae. Gene Ontology annotation, molecular function: D-glucose transmembrane transporter activity. The record is from RefSeq and is a predicted model, not a curated record. Gene Ontology annotation, cellular component: plasma membrane.
UCUUUAGUUGCGGGUUCUGCGCGGAGUUAGAGAAGGACAGUGCAUGUACACAGUGUAAGAGGUGGGAAAAGCUCCCUGAGGCUGCUGUGAGGCUUUGUCGAAGUUGGACAUCUCUGUCACAAAAAAGUUCUGAACCGUUGAGGAGAGUCCCAAUGGGCGGGGAAAAAAAAAAACCUCAAAACAAACAAAACAACAACAUAAAAAGCAAAGCUAUGUAUUAGCACGUUAGUAAAUUCAAUUAUUUGGCAAUUUUUUUUUUUUCAUGUAACGUAGUUUAUUAAAUUUUGCAAAGGAAAUCUAAUUCAGCCCAUGCUCAGAAUGGAGCACCAGCCCCUGCUCAGAGGGUCUAGCUCGCCCUGCAAGGUAAGCAGAACCAUCCUGGCCUCCGAAGGUGGAUCCUGCAGGGAGUUUGUACUUUUAGCAAUGAUGUACAGCUGUGAAAUGUGUGGGUAUUUCAUGCUAACUUUUAAAUAGAAAUAUAUUAAGUGAUUAGACUCAUAAAGUUUUGUGUUUUCCUUGGACACCUGGCUGUGUUAAAACGUGGAAGUUAUAAAAGCAGCUUUCUGAGUCUCGUGUUUUACAUGGAAUAUGUAUUGAAUUUUGUUUGUGUCAUGUUUUUGAGAUGAGGUGAACGCCCUUAUAAACUGUCAGGAGUUCAGUAGCUGACAGAACACGAGGCUGUUAUCCAUGUUCUCUCCAAACUCCAAUGUGAGAUAGCAUGCCAGUGUCACGAGCCCAGAUGAUUUGAGCAGGAAGAACAAAAGAUCUGUCAUAACAAAACCUAAGUUAUAUGAUGUAUGUUCAUUAUUUUGGGUUGUUUGUUUCUCUUCUGUCCCUUCUAGAUUCCAGGUUGUACCCAUAAGACACACAAAAUAGCUUUACAGUACUUUGUUAAUAUAAGGGUCUGAGUGUGCAGUGCCAGUAUUUACCACAUCAAGUUUUACUUUUUCCUGACAUACUCACUGCAACCCUUAUUACUCUUGAUUCAUUGCUUUGGUUGAAAUUCAGAGAAACACUUUUUAUUCUUGGAAACCAUAAGGAAAUGUUAAUAGGAUUUUACUUUAAUAUGAUCAAUUUCAACUUGCAAAUUUCAGUCCUGAACGAAGGAAGUUUUGAUGAAUUAUCUUUAGGAAGGACACAGCUCUUUCAGAAUACAGUACAGUCUCUGGAAUAAAUCAGCAUUUCUGGAAACUGGACCAGGAAUGAGAAUGAUGAAGAAUUAGUCUACAUACCUUACAAUGAGAAACUCAGGGAGUACCAGUUUAUUAAAAGAAAUAUGUACAGCCUUUAUAUAUGAAGGAUAGAGAAAUUAGAUCACUAAUCAGAUCAGAGGUGCCUUUAAUAUAGAAGACCUUGUUGUGUCGAGCAGAAGUUAGUCAGUAAGAUACUAUGAGAUGAAAUUAGGACCUAAUUUAAAAUGAAAGGCUUGCUAGCAUUUGAACUGGUUGUUAUUUUUAGUAUGAUCAUAUUCAGUAAAAAGUAAACUCAGUGAGCACUGCAUGAGAAUAUCAAACACUGUACAAAUCUCUGGUGAUCUCUGGCCAUGGGGCCUCAUCCAAAGUAUUUUUUAUGACCAGUUACAUUCUUGAGAUUUGAAUGCAUCACAGUCCUAGUUUUGUUGACCUUAAAACCUGUGAAUCUGUGAUUCUAUGAAUUUUAGUUUGUAAAUACUAAUUUGAGAAUAUAACUAGGUCAGAGAUAUUGAAAAAUUAAAAAAAUACAUGCCAAUAUGCCAAUAAACUUUAAAUUUAAUAUUAUUGCCAGUGAACAAAUUAUUAAGGCUUUGCAGCUACCAACUUGCAGACAUCAAGUAAUCAUUUUAGGGACUUAAAAUAUUGUUUAAAUGAAAAUAAAAUAAUGUUACUUCUCACAUCUUGGUUAAAAUGUGACUCACAGAAAUUGAGCUUUGGUUAAUUCUUAUAGCAAGUCGUUGUUUCUCUAAACACCAAGCAUAAACUGUCCUAGCAUUCUUUCAUUAAAAACAGACACUGUGAGCAGUGUGGCUUAUGCAAAAAGCAUUUACUCAGUUUCUAAUAACAGCUGUAACGGUUUUGUUGCCUACACUUAAUCUGGAGACCUGUAGUUGUGGUAUUUCUAAGGACUGUUAAUGAUCAGGGCCACAGCCAGCCUGAAAUGCUUCUGCUGCAAGUGUUCCGGAGUUCAGGCGUUUUUUUUAAACAAAUACUUUUACUGCUCCAAACUAAAUAAAUGAUGUAUUUCACCAUAAUUUUCUUUUAGGUAUUACAUGUUUGUGGGCUCAAGGUCCUAUCUCUUUUCAUGCCAAUGACUUUCUUUUGUUCCCCAGCUCCCCAGCUGGACGUUGUUCCUGGCUGUUUGUGCUGUUGGAAUUGGAGGGACCUUUCAGUAUGGGUAUAAUGUCUCUAUUAUCAAUGCACCCACACAGGUAAAAGCUCAUCUUUUGUUCAUUGGACUGUCUCCUCUCUGAACUCAGCCAAGAGGCCAAACAUGUUCUUGCUGUGAUCGCGGUGGGAACUGAAGCAGUCUUCCUCCCAUAUGAAGGAAUCUUGUUAAUUUCCCACAUGGUUUCAUGUGCAUUUGUUUGUGAGUACCUCUCAGCAGAGAUAUUCUGUGUCAGACAAAAGUGCCAAAUAGGCCAAAAAUACCUUUAUUAUUAGAAGGAUUAACUGAAUAAGUAACAUAUUUUUCAGUUACUAAGGGUAACACUAACAGUAGAAUAGACCAGAACAUUUUCAGUUGGAAGGGACCUACAAUGACCAUCUAGUCCAACUACCUGAUCACUUCAGGGCUGACCAAAAGUUAAAGCAUGUUACUAACAGCAUUGUCAAAAUGCCCUUGGGAGCAUUGACCACUUGUCUAGGAAGCCUGUUCUUCUGUUUGACCACCCUUUCUGUAGGAUAUCACAACUGUUUCUCCAAAGGUCAAGUUUAAACCUCCCAUGAUAGCUUUGAGCCAUUCCCAUUCUUUCUAUCACUGGGUAACAGGGAAGAAGGGAUAGUUACUAUUUGCAGGUAUCCAUCACAAGGCAGAUUACUGAAAAAUAUUUUAGGGAAUUAAACUGUUGCAUCUGUAGUGACUGAGUAACUUGUAUGUGUUUUCACUUGUUACUUGAGUGUUCUUUGCUGUGGCCCCCAGGAUUCUGCAUAUUUUGUGGAUGACUCAAAGAGCUGAGCAAAUGGUCUUGUGAAAGUGAUGGGUAUCAGUUUUUGCUACCAGCUGAUUUAUUUUCUUGGGAAAUUGUGAAGACUGAAUUUGCUUCAAUGUUGUAUGCUUUUUACAAAGUUUAAAAGAAGCUGUUUGUGAAAGAACAUGUCAGAGGGAGAGUCCAAGAAAUUUGUCCUUCUGUAGUCUUUGUUUGCAGGCGAAGAACAGGAGCUUCUGAUUACAGAUACAUGCCAGUUCAAGAGUUUCUAAAGUCAAAUAUUAGAAAACCAAACAUGUGGAAUAACAGCUUAAAAGUUCUGACACAUGAAUACUGUAAGAAAGCAUAUACACAAGUUCUUAAACGAAACCUGGAGUAGUCGUUAUCACAAGGAACUAAAUCCAGAUUUGCUGACUUUUCUUUGGUCUGUCAUUGCUUCUAUCUUUUCCCUUGGAGGCCUGUGUGGAGCCCUGAUUGGAGGCAGCAUGGCGAUACGGCUGGGCAGGAAAGGAGCUCUUUUGAUGAAUAAUGUUAUAGCAAUUCUAGCCUCCAUUUUAAUGGGAAUCAGUUUCCCUACAGGAUUGUUUGAGUUACUGAUUGCUGGAAGGUUUUUGAUUGGCAUAAAUUCAGGUAUUGGGCUCUGUGUGCAGCCUCUUUAUAUUGGGGAGUUUGCCCCAAAACACUUAAGAGGUGGCUUGGCCAUGGGGACUUCCAUCUUUCUGACUGGGGGAAUUCUGACAGGUCAAAUAAUUGGUUUGAGAGAAUUAUUAGGUGGAGAAAAGCAUUGGCCUCUGUUGCUAUCCAGCAGCUGUAUUCCAGCAUUAGCCCAACUUUUAUUCCUUCCAUGGUUUCCUGAAAGUCCCAGAUAUCUUCUUAUUGACAGAGGUGAUGAGCUGAGCUGUGCCAAAGCUUUGAAACGAUUUCAUGGCUCCUCAGAGUAUCGAAGAGAGAUGGAAGAUAUCCAGCGGGAAUGCUUUGCCUUAGAUGGGGAGAAACCCAAGAAGCCCUGGCAAUUAUUCACUGACCGUGGUGUGAGGUGGCAGCUCAUCACUGUCAUUGUGAUGACAAUGGGCCAACAGCUCAGUGGCAUUAAUGCUAUUUAUUUCUACGCAACUUACGUUUUUGAACAAGCUGGGAUCUUGACAGAAAAAAUCCCGUAUGUGACACUGGGCACUGGAGUUUGUGAGUGUGUCACAGCCCUCUCCUGUGGUUUGCUGAUAGACUAUGUGGGAAGAAGAUACCUUAUCAUUGGGGGUUAUCUCCUCAUGACGCUCUGGUGCACUGUUCUGACCUUCUCUCUGACUUAUCAGGAGCUGUACUCCUGGGUGCCUUACAUGAGCAUGACGUGUGUAUUUGCCUUCAUCUUGAGCUUUGGGCUGGGCCCAGGUGGCAUAACAAACACCCUGACAGCUGAGUUAUUUGUACAGUCCUCACGUCCUGCUGCCUACAUGAUUGCAGGGACUGUGAGUUGGAUUAGUUUCUUCACAGUUGGGAUGCUCUUUCCCUUCAUAGUGAAUGGACUGAAGCAGUAUUGUUUUGUGGUGUUCUUACUGGAGUGCUUCUUUGUUGCUGCUUUCAUCUUUCUCAUAAUUCCUGAGACAAAAAACAAAUCUUUUCUGGAGAUCAAAAAGGAAUUUCACAAACUCAAUUAUGGAAGAAAUGCCAGGAAAAAGGAAACGGAGCUUUAUGAAAGAAGACAACUUCAAGAUGAAUUUUUAAAGAUUUCUGCAUAGUUUCACAAAUGCAACAGAACUUCAGUGAGAAUUAUGAACAUAGUCAUCUAAAUUAGGAGUGUAAUACAUGAUCAAGUGGCUUAUUAAAUCUUCCUGUGUAUUUAGAGGAAGUGUAACUAAAGGCAAGUUAGUAUUGCUGAAAUACUGUUAACAAUAUACUGUGUUAUCCACAGAGAACUUGAUGUUUAGCUGUAACCUGGUGCUGUACAGAUGCUGAAAUGCCAGGGAGGAUGUUCAGUGAGCCUUUCUGGCAGAUUUCUGCAGAUAAUUCAGACUCCAAAGCUCUGUCUUCAGUUUGGAUCAUUUGGUGCAUACAAAUGCUUUGCUGAGUGUAACAUUCUGAGUUCUUGUUAAAACCUACACGAGAACUGAGAACUGAUAUUUGAAAUAUCCCAGUUUAUGCAGGAAGGGGGGUAUUUAGUUUCUGUUUUUCCAAUUAUGUAAUCUGGAAAGCCUUAAAGACAUCCCUCAUCCAGUUCUAUUACUGUACUGUACAAUGCAAAUACAGCACCUCUCUGAGUUACUGGUAUUUGUAAUAAAGACUUGUAUCCUGAUAGAAGAA